Xiphophorus hellerii (green swordtail) is the source of this 1691-nucleotide messenger RNA. RefSeq names its product arginine/serine-rich coiled-coil 1 (gene rsrc1). Gene Ontology annotation, cellular component: cytoplasm; nucleus. Gene Ontology annotation, biological process: alternative mRNA splicing, via spliceosome. The record is from RefSeq and is a predicted model, not a curated record. Lineage: Eukaryota; Metazoa; Chordata; Actinopteri; Cyprinodontiformes; Poeciliidae. Bases 107 to 1069 code for a protein of 320 amino acids. The transcript has 10 exons.
CUUGAUGAGUAGAGCCUAGUUAGCCCUGCGUGGCUCCAGUCGUGGGGAAUUCAAUGGUGUAAAAGAGAGGAGCGGGACGUUCACUAUCAGCUGACCGGUAGCCAGCAUGGGUCGGCGCUCCUCUGACAGCGAGGAUGACAGUCGGAGCCGGAGGAAAAGAAAACAGCGUCGCCGUUCUUCGUCCUCCUCGUCUUCCUCCUCCUCCGGGAGCCGGGUGAGGAGUAGCCGCAGCAGGAGAUCCACUCGUAGGAGCCGUUCUCGCUCCAAAGACAGAAGGAGAAGACGGCGUUCCAGCAGCAGUUCCUCCCAGAGUUCGUCUCGCAGGAGAAGGAGCCGAAGUGCGGACAGAGACAAAGGAAGAAGCCACCGCUCACAUAGAUCCCGCAGCCGGGACAGAAGGUCUCAUUCUCACCACAGACGGUCCCGCAGCAGGAGCAACAGCCGCGGCCACCGAACAAGCCACAGCCGCAAAAGAAGCCGCAGCAACAGCCGGGAGCGGGACAGGAGUCGGCGCAAGGGUCGCGACCGGGACCGGGAGAAAGAUAGGGAGCGAGACCGAGGAAGAGACCGAGACAAGGACAAGAGUAAAGACAAGAAAGGGGAUUCUGGGAGUAUCAAAGACAAAUUAGAGCAUCUGACUCCAGCAGAGCAGGCGAAGGUUCGAAUGCAUUUGGUCCUACAGGCAGCAGCUAAGACAGAUGAAGUUCUGAAGGCCAAAGUAGCCAAAAGAGAAGAGGAGGCCCGAAAGAAGCUUGAAGAAGAGGGAACCUCUCUGGAGGAGCAAGUGCGAAGGAUAAAGGACAUCGAGGCCAUCGAGAGUGAUUCCUUUGUUCCUCAGGCUUUCAAAUCUUCCCGGGAUGACACAAAGGUUGUUGCAGCUCAGAAGAAGCAGGAAUCAGAGAGCGCUCCCUCUCAGGACUACUCCCUCCCGAUGUCUAUAGUCUAUGAUGACAGCGGCACUCUCGCUCAUCCCAGUUUGUUCAUGGAUAAAGAGAGGGCUGAAGAUCUCUGGCUGAGCAGGUUGAUCUCACUGCGACAAGAACGACUGAUGGGAAGUCCUGUAGCCUGAAGGCCAACAGCGUCCAAUAAGAGCUUUUUGUUCCCAGCGCAGUUUUCAGUUCAGCUCUUCACUUCUUUUGGGACAUCACAACAAUGCCUAUCUCCACUUUUGUGAAGCUUUUUGAGGGAAUUUGUUUUUGGUCCAUUUCGUUUUUUGUUUUGCUUUCUUCUGAUGUUGAUGAUUUUGAUUUGGUGAAUUCUGUUAUUGUUAAAUGUUUUUUUUUUUUUUAACAUAGAUGUGAACUUUGACACAUUAUGUUUUAUCUUUCAAUAAAAAGUUAGUUGUGACUGAUGUGGGUACAUUGUAAUAAAAUUUACUGAUGACUCUUUCCUUAACAAAACACUGUGGCUCUUGUUGAGUUUCUAAAGUUAAAUAAGUAUAUUUACUGCUCCAGACACAAGUUUGCAUAUUCUAAUCAUCUGCAUUGCCAGAAUUGUACAUGACUUUAAUGAUUUGUUUGGAUUGUUGUUCAGGGAGGAGAGAUAAUGCAACUUUUUUUAAAAAAAUUAACAUUUGAAUUUGUUGUGGAUUUUCUCUAAUUCUAUAAUAAUUGGGAUGAAAAUUUCAUUUUUAGCAGAAUUUGUUGAGAUAUGUACAUUGUUUGGUGGAAAUAAAUCCAGUAUUACAAUUA